UUCUUCUCCUCUCUCCAUAGAUUUGCUCUCAGGUCAAUCCUGAAGCCUCCACUCCAAUUUACUCGCUCCGUGGCCUCGACAACUUCAAGUUCUUCUCAUUGUCUUUCUACUGGUACUGGGAAGAAGAAGGAAAGCCAAUUACAUCACCAAGUCACAGGGUGUCAAGCAUUUUCAAGUCAAUUUACCUCUUUUCAGAUGCUGACUCUACACCAAUCAGUUGAUGAUAUCACUCCAACCACAGUUGGAUGGAAAAUAAAAAUGACAGUUCUACAAAAAUUUCCACCACGAACAAGCAUGAGUUCACCAGUCCGAUAUCAGAAGCUGUAUUUAUCUGAUCCAAAGGGGACGAGAGUAGAUGCAGUAAUUUUCGCAGAAGAUAUUGAAGCUUUGGAGGACACUUUGCAUGAGUUACACACCUACCACAUCAGUGAUGCCCGUGUCAACAGAACCCCUGCCAGAUACCUUAAAAAUGGCACAAAUUACAAUUUUAGCUGGACGCUGAACUCAAAAACACAAGUUGUUGAGGUCCAAGAUGAAGACAAACAAAUUUCUAAGCCAGUCCAUGAGUUCGUUUCGUUUAAGAACUUGUCAUCUGACAAAUACUCCAACACACCACAAGAUAUCAUAGGAGUAGCUGUCAAGAUAAACCCAACAAAAGUGGUGAACACAGUGUAUGGACAGCGAACCAUACAAGAAAUUUAUCUAAUCGAUGACAGUUGUAGCUUCCACCCGAUAUGUUUAACUCUGUGGGGUGCUUUGGUACAAGAUAUUAGUGAAAAAUUGUCUGAAGUUACUGGAAACAACCCAAUAAUAAUGGGAACAAAGAUGAUUGUUCAAACUAAGAGAGGUACUUAUAUACUAACUACCACCGUAUAUAUUUCUAUCAAUUUCGUACAUUUAAAUAUGCUGAAAAUAUUAUUACAUGUCGUGUGAUUUUUGUAAUAAGAAACUUAUGUUCUACAACGACAACGAAGAAACAGAUUGUGAAAAUCCAAAAUGCGGAAAAAGAUGUCUUCCUACACCACGUGCAAGGACAUAUGUACAACUCGACGAUGGUACAGAGUUGCUAGAUGCUGUGAUGUUCGGUGAUGUUGCAGAAAACAUAUUCUCAUGUACUGCAGUUCAAUUAAGAUCAUAUUCGGACGAGAAACAUAAGUUGUUUGUCCAAAAAACUACAAGGCAACUAUCAGCCAAAAAAUGGAGAAUUCAGUUGUACGUAGAUGCAAACCGAACAAUGAGUUCAAAGUACAAUCAGUUCACCAUUCAAGCAGUUGAACCAAUGGAAGAUUAGGCAGAAGUUGCUAUUUUUCUUUUACAGUAAUUUUAUUUUAUUUAGUGUUAAGACUUUUCUUGGUGCCGAGCUUCUUUCACUUUCUAUUGACUUGUUAUCUACGGAUUUACAUGGAGUAUUGUAUGCAAGUAUUUCAUAUACCCAAUUUUCUAGAAGUAAAUAAUAAGUAUCAUUUUAUUUUGAUUUAUA
Messenger RNA from Cannabis sativa, 1480 nucleotides. RefSeq names its product replication protein A 70 kDa DNA-binding subunit B-like. The record is from RefSeq and is a predicted model, not a curated record. NCBI's taxonomy places the organism in Eukaryota, Viridiplantae, Streptophyta, Magnoliopsida, Rosales, Cannabaceae. Bases 196 to 933 code for a protein of 245 amino acids. The transcript is spliced from 9 exons.